This is a messenger RNA of Umbelopsis ramanniana AG, 1821 nucleotides long. RefSeq lists its product as uncharacterized. Gene Ontology annotation, molecular function: monoatomic cation transmembrane transporter activity. NCBI's taxonomy places the organism in Eukaryota, Fungi, Mucoromycota, Umbelopsidomycetes, Umbelopsidales, Umbelopsidaceae. Gene Ontology annotation, biological process: monoatomic cation transport; transmembrane transport. The record is from RefSeq and is a predicted model, not a curated record. The coding region runs from base 32 to 1573 and encodes 513 amino acids. The transcript is spliced from 5 exons. Gene Ontology annotation, cellular component: membrane.
GUUCAAUACUUUUGAGGACAUCGUUCGAGUCAUGCAGCAGCCAGCAACUCGGCAAUUCACGAAGAGGCAUCCCGUCUCUCCGAAUCUUGGAGACAAUGCUGGAAUACGUGGCCAAGCGAUUGCCAUUCAAACCUCAGCUCCACUUCGAGCCCAACAGUCAAAGGCGCUAGAUUAUGAGAAACUCUCUCAUCAUGAACAUCAGGCACAGGAGAGCCACGAUCAUCAUGACCACCAUCAGCAUGAUCAUGACCAUAGUCCAUAUGGUCAUAGUCUUGACCAUAACGGACAUAGCCAUUACCAACAUAAUCACCACACCUUGGAUGAUUCCGACCAUGACCACUACCACAAUCACCAAAGCCACGACCAUGAUCACAACCACAACAAUCACAACCACCACCACGGUCAUCAUCAUGACCAUGAUCAUGAUCAUGAUCAUGAUCAUAGCCACGGUCACAGCCACGGCCAUCACUCUCAUGAAUCCUAUUCAAGCUAUCUUGGGAAACAACAACCACACUUCCAUACCCCUGUGAACUCAGCACACUAUCCUCUCCCGUCCGUUUCAAGUGUGUUUAGCUCCCUCAAUCCAGAGCAAAAGUCCAUCUUUAGUGUUGCUUGUUUACAAGCUAUCUUUGGAUUCCUGAUUUAUGGGGCAGCAGGCUCGUUGGGCAGUCUAUCCAUGAUUGCUUACUCGUACAUUGUUGUCUUUGACGCCAUUGGCCUCAUCAAUACUUUUGUGUCAACAGUACUUGAAUUUGAUUCGGCUUUCCGUGCACGCAAUGUGCAGCGUCCUUUUGGUGCAAUACGGCUUCAGAUCUUACUUGCGCUAGCUUCAGCCAUCUACCUUCUAUUUUUCUCCAUGCAAGUUAGCAAAGAGAGCUUAGAACAUCUGCUAUUGCCAAGCUCACACGAUGUGUCAGAAAACUCACAUACGGCACAUCCAGAGAAGUCUGCUGGUAUCACGACAUUUUUGUUAUUGGCAUCCAGUAUUGGUAUCUCGUAUUUGGCAGGUGUCAAUCUUCAAAACCAUGAAACAUUCUGCAAAGUGUGGCGACGCAUGCCUAUCACCAUGCAAGGAAUAUCUUAUUCUGUAAUUAAUCGAGGACGACGAGGAGCUAUUAGUACUUUGCGCGGAAACAUCUUUACAUCAUCAGUCAUAAGUUCAGGUCUGCUAGUAGUGAUGGCCAACUAUAUAAUUCGUAAUUCUGCAAUGGAUAAGUUGGUUGCAACCGUAGAAGCCGUGCUCAUGUUCUAUGUGGCUGGACCUACGGCUACUGCACUAGGGAAACUCAUCUUGCAGACCACCCCAAAACCAUUGCGGAAUGGAAUUGAAGGAAAGUUGCGAGAGCUACAACAAAUCAAAGGCGUAUUGUCAAUCGGCAGGACCCACUUUUGGCAAAAUACAUUUGGACAGUACAUCGCUUCUUUAGAGCUUCACGUAGCAGCAGAUGUGGACGAACAAGAAGUACUACAAGCUGCAUAUCAUAUACUUAGAGGGUUGAUCAAAGUGGGAGGAACAAAUGAUGAAAAUAUGACAGAAGGCGGAGAACUCAAUAUCAGCGUCAUCAAGGCAUAAUUGCGUGAAUGACUCGAGAUAUCACAGGCUCACCAGUGUUUGAUGUAGAUGAGAUGGACCUAGAUGGUUUAUUUCAUAGUGGAGGUCUGAAUAACAAUAUAGACGUCUCUUUCACAAAAAUAAAAAGUGUGGACCAGCAGUUUGUGUUAGUUGGCAAUGUUUCAGUAAACAUUGCAAGAGAUAGCAAUGAUGUUUUUUUUGCUCUAUAACAUGUUAUUAUAAAAGGUUUUGUUCAUGAAUAUUAACAA